Messenger RNA from Siniperca chuatsi (mandarin fish), 2736 nucleotides. It is a transcript of the gene gng12a, whose product is annotated as guanine nucleotide binding protein (G protein), gamma 12a. The record is from RefSeq and is a predicted model, not a curated record. Lineage: Eukaryota; Metazoa; Chordata; Actinopteri; Centrarchiformes; Sinipercidae. Bases 402 to 620 code for a protein of 72 amino acids. The transcript is spliced from 3 exons. Gene Ontology annotation, biological process: G protein-coupled receptor signaling pathway. Gene Ontology annotation, molecular function: G-protein beta-subunit binding. Gene Ontology annotation, cellular component: heterotrimeric G-protein complex.
GAACAUCCGCCAGCGCUGCGUUGGUCCGCCUCUCUCCUCCCGACCAAACUCGGCUGUUCUCGUCGCGAAGCGUCCGAGUGGCGGAGGAAAGGAAAGGAAAGAAAGGAGAGGGGGGAGACCGGUCGUACUGGGAAGGGGAAAAAGUAAACGACAAUUUAAUAUUAACACCAACCGUCAGCGGAAAGUGAAAGCGGUACGAAUCGGCAGCUUUGAAGUCGCCAGUGAGGUCCAUGUAGAGCUGGUUUUCCACAGUCUAUGGUGGCAACACAUUAGUGCAGUUGUGACAGAGCAGAGGGAAAGGUCUCCUCCCAGUCUGUUGACGGAUACAGUUUGGCUUCAGUGAAAGGAGACACGGCUAGACCUGACUGUACAUUACCCCGGCCAGUGUUGUAUCGCCCAGGAUGUCUUCGAAGGCUCACAGUUCCAAUAACAUCGCCCAUGCCCGGCGGACAGUGCAGCAGCUGAGAAUAGAAGCGAGCAUUGAGAGGAUAAAGGUAUCCAAGGCCUCUGCAGACCUUAUGAACUACUGCAGUGAACACGCCAGAAACGACCCUCUCCUUAUGGGCAUCCCCGCUUCAGACAAUCCCUUCAAGGACAAAAAACCCUGCACUAUAUUGUAGUGGAUGCCACUUAGCCUUUAUGUGUUUAUUGUUUGCUUAUUAAUGUUGCUGUAUUCUUUUUGUUGCAAGGAGGUGAGGGGUGGACUGUGAUCGUAUCAUUACCAUGUGUUCACCUGUUCUGUUAACGAUUCAGCAAUUCAACCACCCAUUUAGUCAAAAACAGCAUUUUGUAAUGAGCAAAGAAAGCCCUACUAGCCUUUACUACUCACUGAAACUGUUGACCAGUUUGAGCUCUGACCACUAACAGACUUUGGCUGCAUGAGUUGUGAUGGCAUCAGGUACAUAAUGUUGCUUAAAUAAUAAUCAAUGACAGAUAUUAUUUUUUGGCACACACUGGAUGGGUUUGGUCCUUCCUAUGUUAACAGUCUCAUCUCCAUUGGACUGUGAUUGUCUCUCUGGUUUGCCUUAAGUGGAUUCAUGCAGCCAAAGUUUCCCUUCAGUCCUUUAAAAGCAUGUUAGUUUCAAGAAGGAUAAUAAUGGCUCUUAUCAUGUGGCUUCAGACGUCAUUCCCACCAGUAUUUGACAGAUUCUGUGCAGUUUAGAUCACUGAAUUCAGGGGUCAGGGUUUACCUUGAGCUUCUACUCAAAUGUUACCAUGAUGUAUCUUUGCUUGGAGCAGUGAUGUCACUAUAUCUGUGUGUGAAAUAGUACUCUGCAACCCAUCACGGCUGCAGCACCUCUGACUGGUCCACGACAAUCCACAUGCCAUUUUAAGACAUAGUUUUCCUGUCUGGUGUAUGCAGUAUGAUUACCAUAAUAUAGUGUUGUCUUUAGCUGAUUUUAUGAACCAUCAUGUUGCGAUAAGUUCCAUAGAAACAUCCAAGAUCAUCUUUGCUCUGAUUCAAGCCAUUGGGAUGAUAUGACCCCAGUGCUGUGAUGCUUUUGGAAAUUUGUCAGCAGUACAUGUAAAAUAGUUAAUGAAGCGAAAAUGAAAAUGCUUUAUCACAUUAAUGCAGUGCAGAAAUUGUAUUUUUUUUUUUUUUUUUUUUUUUUUUUUUUUUUUUUUUUUUUUACUGAAAGUGUAACACUGUGUGAUGAAGAACCUGGGACAAAGCCAAACCAGUGAUACUGCAUUUCAAAACAUCUAAAUAUGCGUCUGAAUGAGGCUAUUUUUAGCCAUUCCUUCUGAUAACUUUCUGUGGUACGCUUUUCAGGACACUGAUGACACAAAGCACGUCAGCGAGUGUCGCGCAACACUGUGAGCCACGCCUGCUUGCUCAUCACAGGUGUCUUAGUCGAGCGAAUGUGCACAGCAUUCGUUGUCUUAAAGUGUUUUUGGCACAGGUGUUGUAGGUACAGGUGCAAGCGGUAGUGUGCAUUGAUGAUAAAACCACUCUCCCAAGACUGCUGUCAAAUUUUUCAUGUUUUUAAAUUUAAACUAUAAUAUUUGUGUCGGUGGGGGUCUUCAGUCUUCAGUCUAACGUGUUCAUGUGAUUCUCUGGGGGAACAUAUCUGCUAUGGUAAAUUUUACAAUAUCAGAAUAGAUAGCAUAAAUUAAAAAAAGUCUUACACUCCUUAAGCCUUACUUAUGUUUGCCUUGUAUCAUGAAGAACACAAUUAAUGGGAGUACUUUCUUUAAAAAAAAAGAUUUCUAUCAAAUGUGUUUAUCUGUGGGAUGAAAGUGAUUGGUAACAAUAUUGUGCCAUCUGUUUUUUUUUUUGUCUACAUGUCACUAGCAGAACAUGUUAAAUCGUGUUUCUCUUACCUGGUGCUCCGCUUUUCAGCAGUUUUGGUAUUGUUGCCUUCUCCAAAGGGUACUUUCAGGUCUUCAAAUCAGCGAGAUCUGGAGUUAUUAUCCAAUUGUAUUUUUUAUGAUUCUCUCUAACAGUUAGUUCUUCUUACUUGCAAUAAAUAAUUCCUGUUUGCCUCUUAAGGAAACGUUCAGAUUACCACUGCCAUGUCAUGAUUUCUGUCCAUUCAGCAACUCUGUAACAGCCUUAUUGUACCAUUGAUAGAUUAAUUUAACUGUCAAAAUCUGCAUUUUGAUAAAUGUCUUUAUUAAUAUACCAACCUUUGUAUGAAGACUUAACUAAGAUUAAUAAAGUGAAGCAUUCCUACAGUACAGUACUGUAAUAAUAUGUCAAUAAAGAUGUGUUGUGCUGCACAGUCACAAGAA